This is a messenger RNA of Caenorhabditis briggsae, 6936 nucleotides long. RefSeq names its product Protein CBR-SEA-2 (gene Cbr-sea-2). Bases 1 to 6936 code for a protein of 2311 amino acids. NCBI's taxonomy places the organism in Eukaryota, Metazoa, Nematoda, Chromadorea, Rhabditida, Rhabditidae. The transcript has 14 exons. The record is from RefSeq and is a predicted model, not a curated record.
AUGGGCAUUCAAAGUUUUGAAUGCGAGAGACGUAGACGACUAGACACUCUAACUGUCUGCGUCUCUUCAAAACUUCAAACGGCUGUAUCUCAAGUUCUAGAAGAGCUAGAGAGACCUCCUAGAAGCCGAGAUACAGUGCUUGAAAGUUUUGAAGAGACGCAGACAGUCAGAGUGUCUCGUCGUCUGCGUCUCUCGUCUUCCAAAGCUGUAAAUGACCAUAUCUCGGCUUCUAGAACAAAUCCAAGUUGCAACAAUCGUUCUUCAGGACAACCAGUCACCACGCCUUCAGAAUUUUUUCCAGAAGAAAUUCAGAAGACGUCGAAUUUUCCAGAAGAAGACGACAGCAUUUACGAUACGACGCAUCGUCACGUAAAUGCGCAAAUAGAGCCGAUGGAGGGACAUUCCUCCCUCGCCUCUUAUCCACCCCAUCAUCAUCAGCUCCCGCCGCUUCGACUGCCGUCCUCCUCCCACCAUCAUCAUCAAGGACCCUCGACGGCGCCCCCACAACAACAGUAUCAGGGAUUUUUGGACUUUCAAAGUCCGAGCCAAGACUAUCAUCAUUCAUACAAUAAUGGAUCAUCAUCCUCAACAUCCAAUGGUCAGGUGACAUACGGCGAACCGUCGACGUCAUCAGGAGGUGGCGGAGCUUACGGCGGUGCUCAGAAUGGGACGACGAAUUCUCAAAAUCCACCGUCCCACCAAUUUCAAAACUCGAAUUCAAAUCCGAGUUCAGCGAGCUAUGAGCUAGCUCCGCUACACUCGGUGAGGUAUGAGCAAUUACCGGCACCGCCCCAAUCGGCUCCGCCCACUCAUCGCGGUCCACAGUACCCUGUGAAGGUACUGGAACACCCACCACAUCAGUCACAACAACAAACGUUUGGAACAGUUCAGAGGAGUAUGAGCACCAGUGGCCCAAACAUGAACCAUCACCAUCUACAUCACAAGCCGUCUUCCACUUCGCUAUCCCAUCAAUCAACGAGCACUAAUUUAAUAGCUCCGCCCCCAUCAGCUCCGCCCAAUCUGGCUCCGCCCACUUUGGCUCCGCCCACGCAACGAAAGACGCCGCCCGUUGGAAAACGGCAGCCGGACGCCCAGGAACAGGAGAAAACGGAUAUGGCGGUGGCGAAAAAUGUGACGGAGAUUUUUGCGAAAAACGAAAUGAGACAAAGGCCGAAUAUUUAUAGUCCGCCUCCAACAACGAGACCCCUCGCCACCCUGGCUCCUCUACCAACCACAAAACCCAACAAUUGGCAAUGUCCAAACUGUAACCGGACCAUGUCCAACGGUCGAACCAUUCAAAGGCAUCGUCAAAAUUGUGGUCAAACGAACACAAUCAUUUCGUCAAGUCCCCUACCGUCCACAAAAUCCCAACCAGCGGUCACAAGUGCUCAGGAAGCUGCUCCAAGGCUGGCAGCAAUGUUGACGUCUCCACCACCAUCCACGUCAUCUGGUCCGUCGACGUCUUCAAGUCUUCCAGGGCCAUCUGGGAUGUCCGGCCCAUCCACAUCAUCAUUCCACCAAAUGGACUACGCCCGCCACUCGAUCUACUCGCCUCAGGAAAUGAUGAUCGAUCCCAAUAUCAUGUUAUCCGAUGGAUUUGAUUUUAAGGAUGAUCCAAUGCUCUAUCCAGGACCAUCAGGCCUCCAAUCUGAUAGUAUAUGGUCAUCCAGAGAUGAUAGCUUCCCUUCGGAACCUCCAUCAGCAGUAGAUCACAUUGAUAUGGACCCCCUGUUCCCGGAUAGUUUAUCGGAUAGCUUGCUUAAGGAUUACCACGACCCAUUGGAUUCUCUACACGACCCGCUACAAGAUUUGGGACCGCUGGACUCGUUUUCGGAUCUUAUGAAGCCUGAAUUCGAGUCAACUGGCACGCCGGACUACUCGAUCAAUAAAUUCCAAGGAACGCUUGAGUACGAUAUGGGAAUCUAUUUGGAGAGCAUGCCGAUUGUUGAGAAUUUGACACCGCCGCCGUUAGCUCCGCCCCCACCGCAGCAACGUGCAGCUCCAAUAGCGAGACGAGAAUCGGUGCCGAAUUUUUCGUCAGGAAUCACCUUGCCAGCUUUCACAUGUCGUGCGUGCCAAAAACACGUCUCCUCGGAUCGAUCGCUUCGUCGCCAUUUUGGAACGUGCAAAGCCUACAAAGACUUGUUGGCCGCUGAAGCCGCCAAUCGUCCGCCUGGCGCACCAUCUCCACCCCAACCAAAACGACGGACUGGAGGUGGCGGAGGAGGACCAAAACGAAAUGCAGCACCACCACCACAGAGAAAAGCGUCGAUUGCUCAGCCGCCAGUGGCAGAAGCCGUCCCAGAAAAGGCUUCUAACGAACCGAAUUCCGCGAUUCUGGCGGCUCUCCAAACGAAGCCCAACUACCCGAACUAUCAGCAGGCUCCGCCCACUUAUCACUCGCAGGCCUUGCCGUCUCUUAGCACAUCGUGGUUAUCGUCCACUAGUAAUACUGUACCCUCGACACCCACCACGUCGUCUGGGCCAGAGUCCUAUCAGAAGACGUCGAUUCCAAAAGUGUCUAGUCAACUGGAAUUGCUCAUCAAUGACGACGAGAAUGAUGGCGAUAGUAGGAGUAGUAGUAAUGGAAACGCCUCCUCCAAAUCCGGAAUGCCCACAUACGCCUGUGAACGAUGCAACAAGCACUUGUGCUCGAUGAGCAAUUUGAAGCGACACCGUGCCACGUGUAAAUACGGAUUGAAUUUGGAAACGCCAUCUGCUGAGCAACAAGCCACGCCCACAUCUGACCAGGCUCCGCCCACACCCGCUCCAGCGCAGGCUCCAGUGGUUCAAGCUCCGAUGACUCCCAUUGAAGCUCCGUCCGCUCAAGCUCCGCCCACUCAAGCCCCGCCUACUCAAACCCCGCCCACCUCCCAAGAAACCACCGCCACCGUAACCUACAUGGAAAAAUGGGCGCGGGAAAAAGCCGCGGCGGCACAAAUCUCGCCGAACAAAAAGUCGUCGACAGCUACAGUAACCCAUUCGGAUGUCGCUGAAAACGGAGGAGCACACGUGAAGAUGAUGACAGUAGGAGAGGCCCUGAAAGCCCAACAAUUGCAAAAAGGCCUACUAUCUGGAAAUGGGCCGAACUUUGGAAGCCCCGCCUUCUCGGACCACCACUAUCAGCCACGAUUCCAGUCACGCGGGCCACCACCACGUCCGCCGAACCCGAUCCUGAAUCAAAUUCAAAAUCCACCACAUUUACUCAAACAGCAAGCUCCGCCACUUUUGAGCCCACCCAUCAGUAAGAAGGGCUUGAUUGAGCACAAGAAUACAGAUUUGGUACUGAUCACGUCGGAGCCGUUGGCUGAGAAGACGUCGGCGAAGGAACGUUCUGGAAAUUCUGGAAAUUCCCGCCGAGGAUCGGAGCCACAGGUGCAGAUUCAGAGUCAGCCACUGCCGCCGCUUCAACUUCCGCCGGUAACGAGACAUCCGGACAGACAGAUGGACAGGCCGACACACGGACAGAUGGAAGGAUAUCAGGUUCAAUCGAAGCCCCUUCCGCCGAUUCAAUUUGGAGCACAGAACUCUGGAGCUCAGAAUCCACGUCAGCAGACUCAGAAUCCGCAGAAUCAGAAUUCAUCAGGCGGACUUCAACAUCAUCAGAUUACGUCGCCAAUGGAGAAUCCGCAGAACAUUCAGCACCAGAUGACGUUGCAGAAUCAAAAUCCAGCAGGACAUCAAAAUCCAGGACAUUCACAACAUCAGAUGACGUCACAGGUCCAGAAUUCGGCUGGCCUUCAGAAUUCGGCCCAUCCAAAUCAGAUGACGUCAAAUGUCCAGACUUCGGCAAACCAACAACAUCAGAUGACGUUGCACAAUCAGAAUCCGGCUGGACAUCAGAAUCUAGGACCCCAGAAUCAGAUGACGUCACAGAUGCAGAAUCCAUCUGGACAUCAGAAUCCGGCACACCAACAACAUCAGAUGACGUCGCAGGUGCCGAAUCGACAGAAUCCAGGAUUCCAGAACCAGAUGACGUCACAAAAUCUAGGCCUUCAAAAUCUGGGAAAUCAGAAUCAAGAGCAGAAGAAUCAGAUGACGUCGUCACAGAAUCUCCAGAAUCCCGGCGCAGUUCAAAAAUCUCUGAGCGUCGGCUCAAAACGACCGGAUCCAUACACCCAACACCAUCAGCUGGCUCCGCCUUCUUUGAUCCCGCCCAUCACGGCUCCGCCCACUUUGGCUCCGCCCACAAAACGAGCAAGGAAUGCAGCUGCUGGAAAAGUGCCAAAGGUGCAGAAUCAGAAUUUGGAGACAACCCAAAAAAUGGAAAUUUCGGAAGAAGUGAAAAAGGAAGAUCCAUCGUCUCCACCAAUGACAAAACGGUCCGGAUCACCACUAGACUCUAUUAUCACAUCGGUCCCCCUAUCAAUCGAUACCAAUCAAAAAUCGGCGGCCACCAACGGACCAACAGCGGACCAAGGACAGUCGAGCAUCGAUUCGCCAGAAACCGAGGAUCCAAGUCCAACAGACGGAUCGUCUCGAGGAUCCAUUUCGAAGCGUCUCAUCCCAUACAUCUGCCCGGAAUGUGAUAAGAUCUACUCGUGUCGAAAAAAUGUGAAACGACACCGAAUGGCAGUUCACAAGAUGUCUCUGGACGAAGUGCUGGCAAAACCCGAGCUCCCGGCACCACAAGAGCUGAGCAAUGUCACUCGACGGCAUACUGUAGCCGGUCUAGAGUCUUCUGAAGGCGUUGAUCGUCCCAAAAAACGAAAGGCAUCGACACAAGUGACGUCUGGAGGCAAGAAGACAAAGAAGGUGGAAAUUGAAGAGGAUCCGGAGGAUUCAGAAGGAUCAGAAGACGAGGAAAAGGAGGAGAAGGCGGAGCCGAUUGCUCCACGACCAACGGCACUGCCAUCGGCUUAUACGAUUCUGCCAAGGGGUCAGAAUCCGACUUCUGGAGGUCAGAAUCCAAGAACUCAAAAUUUUGGCCCACGAAGUACCAGUUUUUCCGCCGCCCAGAUUCAUCUGGGACGAGAUCAGAAUCAAGGGAUUCAGAUGACGUCGAAUAUUCAGAAUUCGCAGGUUCAGAAUCAGCAGAUUCAGAAUCAGCAAAUUCAGAAUCCUAUGGGUCGAUUCCAAUCAAACUGGAAUCAGAAUCCGAAUCCAAAUCAGAUGACGUCCCAGAUGCAGAACCCAGGACAACAGAAUCAGAUGACGUCACAGGUUCAGAAUCAGGCUCAGAAUUCACAAAAUUGGCAUCCGCAGAACCAGAAUUGGAAUCAGAAUCUUCCAAAUCCACAAAAUCAGAAUUUCGGACCACCACCAUCCCAACCAAAGACGUCAACAACAACGACGAUGAUUCAGAAUCCACAGAAUCCAGAAAUUUCAAAUUUCGGAGGACAAAAUCAGAAUUCUAGAAGUCCACCAAUGGUUCAGAAUAUUCAGAAUACAAAUAAUUUUGGAAUUCAGAAUUCGCAAAACCAGAAUUUCGGACCUCCACCACCAACAACGACAACGACGUCCUCUACAAUUCAGAGUUCGCAGAAUCCAGAAGUCACAAAUUUUGGAAAUUCGGAAUUCCAGAAAAGUCCACCAAUGGAGAUUCAGAGUUCUCAAAAUCCGACGACGAUUCAGAAUCCGCCACAGCUUCAGAAUUCUGGACUUCAGAAUCCCCCGAUUCUGGAUCCGAAAACCCAAAAUCGUCCACCACAACCACGGAAUCCACAGGUCCAGCUGAUGAUGGACCGGAUUCAGAAGACACGUGACGAAGAGAACGCGAAGCUUCAGAAUUCCAGAAUUCAGCAGCAACAACAGCAACAGCUUCCAGGGAUUCAAAGCCUCCGAGGAACUCAAGAUCAGGCUGCGCCCACUUUCUACCAAGCUCCGCCCCCUUCAUGGGACACCGGAUUCCAGCAAGCGAUGGCCACUAGCUAUCAAGCCACGCCCGCUCCACAUCCAUCGUGGAACUUGCCUCAAGACUAUCAAAUGUCACCGCCGUUGGCAGCUCCACCCGUAGCUACGCCCAUUUACAGUUCAUGGGAUCCAUCGUGGGCCACCACAACGGCGCCUUCAGAGUCCACGUCAACUGAAGUUCCAGGACCUAGAAGAUUCUCCGACGAAGAGGACACCCGUGCCAUGGCCAAGAUCGCUGCGGAGCUGAAGCGCUGUGCAGAGGUGAACCUCUCAGACUCUACAGUAAUCCAUGAGAAGUCUCAAAAACCAAAGGACGAAUCUGAAUACGAUGCGCAUCUUUUCCAAUCGAUCCGAGAAGAAUUCCGAACCAAAGAGGCGUCGAAAAGUCCGGAGAAUGUGCUGGAAAACGAGCAAAACGCGCUGGAAUCGCUGGCUGUGGUCGCUCCGCCCCCGAAAAAAUCCAAGCCACGUCAGCAGAGCCUCGUUUGCACCGGAUGCCAUAAGACGAUGGGAUCGGACUACUCCCUGAGACGUCAUCGGAUGAAUUGCUCAUCGGUUCAGAAGUCGCGGAAUCCAGAAUACCCGAAACCGCCGGCUAAGCGGAAAGGAGGCAAAAACAAUGCGUUGGAGGAUUCGCAGACGUCAGAAACCCCGGAAUUGAGUCAAGAGGAGAUGGAAAUGAUCCGGAAUUCUGAAUCCUGGAAGGAAGAGCCGAUUCCAGAUGUCGUCGUCAGAUUUGUGGAGGAAUUCCAGAUGCAGCUGGAGAGAGAGAAUCGAUUCGAGAACAAUUCAAAAACGACGUCACCGCCGCUGGCCACUCCAGAUGAGUCGACGACGGCGACGUUCACGUCGUCUGAAUCGUCUCGUGAAUCGUCGACGUCGAUUUCUCCUCAAUUGAAAACUAUCAUCAUCACGACAUCUUCUGAAUCCACCAUGACGUCAUCAUCAAAGCCUUCUGAAUCCUCUUCAACGUCUUCUUCUGGAGCUGCUCCACCGGUGCCAUCAUUAAAUCAGGCGAGACAUAUGUGUCAGGUGUGGCUAACGACUUAUUCGAAAUUUCUACAAAAUUCUGAACAUUUCUAG